Molecule: messenger RNA, 561 nt
Organism: Aphis gossypii (cotton aphid)
Lineage: Eukaryota; Metazoa; Arthropoda; Insecta; Hemiptera; Aphididae
Exons: 6
Coding region: 1-561 (186 amino acids)
Source: RefSeq, a predicted model, not a curated record
AUGGAAGAUCUACCUGAACCGGAAAUCGAAGUUGUUCAUUUAGAAAUAGUUGAAGCACAUCCAGCUGAAAGUGGAAAUUUAGUAUUCGUAGAGGAUGAAAAUGUUGAGAUUGUGGUGGUUGGAGCAGAAGCUGAAGAAUUAAGCAAAAUAAUUUUGGAGGAUCAGGCAUUACCACAAAUAUCAGGCGAGGAAUAUGAUCGAUGUUUUGUCUGUUGGCAACGCAGAGAUGACGUUGUAGGCAUUAAUAUUGUUCUGCCAUGUGGACACGGGUGGUGCUGUGAUCCGUGUGCUCGACGUUUGUCCAAAUGUCCUGUCUGCAGGGUAGAAUAUCCAAGAACCCUAAAUAUUAAUAUUAUGUUGACAAGUUCAAAUAAUGUCUCAUGGAUACGCAAUAUUAAUAGCCUUAUGGACCCGACAGGCAGUAACUGCAUUUGUUGUUGGAGGGCAUAUAGAGACGCCCCAAAUGGUUCAAGGUGCAUGGAAUGUAUCACCUCACUUCCAGACAUUUGUGAAGUGUGUGAUGAUACUGUGGACGGUGUUGCACAAAUGUUCAUAAGCUAA